AGGGAGAUCUGUGCAGGUCUGGAGUUCAGUUGGUCGUGGAUUCAUGCUGGUUAGGGGAAGUGCUGGUGUAGGCGAGGUUAUAGAGCGAGGUGGGGACCCUACCGACCGCGUAUUCUAUGUAUGCUACGAUGUUAAUGCAUCUGAUUGUACAUUGCCAGCAGUGCGCAUAGUUGUUUGUGCUCCGUAAUAUUUGUUGUUUUCUGUCUGCAUCGCGUCUCAGCCGCGAACUUUAUCGGCGCUGCCGUGUCGUGCUUUGAGCAACGGACCGUGAUUUCGAUGGAGCCAAAAUGGUCGAGCCCAUCUUUGACUAUCAGUUCCGGCUAAUACUGAUCGGCGACAGUACUGUCGGAAAGAGCACGCUGCUCAAAGCGUUUACCGACGGCAAGUUUCACGACGUCUGCGAUCCGACUGUCGGCGUCGACUUCUUCGCAAGGCUCAUCGAGGUGAAGAAGGAUGUCAGAGUGAAACUUCAACUGUGGGACACCGCCGGACAGGAGCGAUUUCGUUCCAUCACGCGCUCCUACUACCGCAACUCUGUGGGUGCCCUUCUUCUGUAUGAUAUAACCAGGAGAGCCAGCUUUGAGCACUUGGUCGACUGGCUGUUCGAAGUCAAGCGGCACAUUGAGCCGCACAAGGUCAUCUACCAGGUGGUAGCAUGCAAGGCAGACAUGGAGGUAUCACGGGAGGUGAGCACCGAGGAAGGCCAAGCCUUUGCCGAGUUCUAUGGAGCCAAGUUUAUUGAAACAUCGUCCAAGACGGGCCUCAACGUGGAGCGAGCUUUUGAGACAAUUGCACGCGACAUCUAUGCCAAGGUGGAGUCGGGCGAGUUUCAGCUUGAGGAUGGCUGGGAUGGUGUCAAAAUGGGCUUUUUACGGCCUGGACUGCCUGGAUGCUACAUUGACUUGCUAGAAGCCAAACCAGAAUCCCCAAGCUGCUGCUAGACCAGUGGGCUGUUACCGUCCAGUGUAUUUUACUAACAUAGUGAUUAUAGAGUGUAAUAUGUGCAAACUCUGGUGAAGUGGCUGUUGAAUCUAGUGAGAUGUGUGUGCUAAGCACUUGGCAUAGAUUCUCAGGUGGUGUCUGCAAUGAGCAGCUUCUUAGAAAAAGCUGGAACAUGGCCAAGGGCCAAUCAAGUCUCUCUUCUUGGUAAAUGACACAUGCUGUGCUGUUAAUGUUGGCUUAAGCAUUUAUCAGCCUUCAAAGGGCUAACUGGUGUGUCCCCUGCUGCGUACAUUACAAGCUCUCACCAUGUUCUGGAAUGUGGAAAUGUGUCUGUGCUAAAUUGCAGCCUUUCCGCUAGCUUGUGCUGUCUUGAAAUAGCUACAUGGCCAUGCGCCCUGAAUUUCUGGAGGAUAACUGGACAAACAGAAUUUUCACAAAGCUUUUCAUUUUGUUUGACGUCUCUGCCCCACUUCUGUAUUCAAACUAGGUCUGAUUACCUUCAUUUAUUUAACUUGCCACAACUGAACAUCAAAACACCAGUGACAGUUGCUCUUUCUUGCCAUUAUGUGUGCAAAUCAUUUUACUAAAAGCUUGAAUAUCUAUGGCUAAAGACGAACAUUUGUUACAAUUGGGAGGAAUGAGGGACAGAUCCAAAACUUGACAGAAAUUUUGUGCACUAGUGUAAAGCAAACAGGAGACAGUACUGUGUGCUAGCCACAACAGAAUGAAGGCUGCAUUAAUAUUUGUGAGUGCUGUGGGGUUUAAUGGUGGGAGCAUUAUAUGUGUAAACUUAAGUUGACAGCAAGUAAGAUUGACAUGAACUGGUUGCUCCUACAGAACUUUACAAAUGUUCGCCGUUUUAUUCUUGUUCAUAUUUUAGUUGAAUCGCUCCAUGUCUCUUCCUUACCAAAUUGUACUGUGUGAAGCAAAUGAAGUGUGCUCACUGAACUUGGACGCUUGGAAGCUGUG
Molecule: messenger RNA, 1911 nt
Organism: Dermacentor andersoni
Lineage: Eukaryota; Metazoa; Arthropoda; Arachnida; Ixodida; Ixodidae
Gene: Rab39
Product: RAS oncogene family member Rab39
Molecular function (GO): GTPase activity; GTP binding
Source: RefSeq, a predicted model, not a curated record